Messenger RNA from Psilocybe cubensis, 1113 nucleotides. RefSeq lists its product as uncharacterized. The coding region runs from base 1 to 1113 and encodes 370 amino acids. The record is from RefSeq and is a predicted model, not a curated record. The transcript has 6 exons. Gene Ontology annotation, molecular function: zinc ion binding; DNA-binding transcription factor activity, RNA polymerase II-specific. NCBI's taxonomy places the organism in Eukaryota, Fungi, Basidiomycota, Agaricomycetes, Agaricales, Agrocybaceae. Gene Ontology annotation, biological process: regulation of DNA-templated transcription.
AUGUCAGCAGAAAAUGCACCCCGCAAAAAGAGAAUCGCUUCUGAUACUACUCCCGUUCCUGAUGGCGACCAUCGCAAAAGGCGUCGCAACAGAACUACUCAGUCUUGUUUAAACUGCCACACCUCUAAGCGAAUGUGUGACAGGAAGCGCCCAGCCUGCGCGCGUUGCACGCAGCUUGGUUUGACAGGACUCUGUGUAUAUGAGGUCGAUGAUCCCAGUCAGCGAUUAGAUGCUCAAGACGAGAGCUCCCGAUUGAUUAAACGAGUCGCCGAACUUGAAGGCGUUAUUCGUGAAUUAAAGAACAAACCUCACCCCCGGUGGGUGCAGAGCAGUCAACCGGGAGGUAGCGACGAGUCAUCAUCCUCUAAUGCUCCAUCUCCUCCUAUAUCUUCACCGUCUUCUGACAGGGGCGAUUCUUCUCCGCGGCAAAAUUCAUCUUUAAACCCAACCACACCCCCCAAAACUAGUUUAUACCCUCUUUCGAUACAAUCUUCGGCGAACUAUGACACCCGCCGUAAAUCUCCCUAUCUUCUUUCACCUUUGGAAAGUACACCCUCACCAGGGCUUAUGACGCCAACAGAUGAAUACCCAUUCUCCUCUGCUGGCAUCGCAGGGCAGGGAGGGAACCAAGACUACGAUUUGACGACAAUGUUUUUGAAUUACCCAGGACUCAUAGGACUCAAUGACGGAGGUUUCUCACCGGUACACGAAGCUCGACCUCAUAAACAUCAUUCCUGUAGCUGCCUUCAUGAUCCCACAAGCUAUAACACUAUGCUGGAGCUAUCUGUGCGGUUAAGAAAAGCCUCCGACGUUCUCAGCCAGUCGUCCUGUCAUCAUAAUGGUACAUAUUGUCAUCUCCACCAACGUAUCUCGGAGCUAGAUUCCUUUACUAUUAAUGCUCUAAGCGAUAUCACACACACACCCAGAGGAAUGCCACCAGAGUCUCAGUCCCAGGGCUAUCAUCCGUCGCAGAUGUACUCACAGAGAAUGCCUUCGAAUAUGAGGGGAUCUUCGCUGAACGUUAGGCCCUGGGAUAUGAUGUCCUCUAACGCCAGUUCGCCAGCACCUCUUGAUGACUCCUUCAUGUCGUGGGAACCACCUCGGAGGUCAUAG